CGUCAGUACAAACGAGUAGUAACAAGGAAGUGGCUAGUAAGCUAGCAACGGAUAAUGAGCAGCUGAGACCCUGGUAUUUUGACAGCUUCAGAAGGGUAGGAUGGGCAGGCAGAGGAAGAGGGUGGUGACUGGUGAAGCUGCUCCCCCUCCAAGGAAAGAUGAGAAGCCUGCUGCAUUUCACCGCAAAGAAAAGAAAAAGAAAGUUGAUAUUGGCAAAGUCUUUAUCAACAUCUCCAUUGGCCUUUGCAUAUUCAGCCUGGUUUGGUUUUUCUAUGCCCUCUACAUGCGGUCCAGCCUUGCCAAACGGGUGGUGACCCUACAUCCGUCACCUCCUGUCCUGGAUGCCAAUAGUAGCAGUGCCAAGGUUUCCCCGGAGAGGUUCUGGGGCUCAUACAGGCCUCAGGUAUAUUUUGGCAUGAAAACCAGGAGUCCCAGGUCAAUUGUGACAGGCAUGAUGUGGAUGCGUCAGUUUUCUGACAUGGAUGUAAACCUGAGGCACACUUGUGAACAAGGGGAUCGUUUGCAAAGCUAUGGCUGGCUGAUGCAUGAUGGGAUCACCUUUGGCGUCCAGGAAAUCCGAGACAACGAUUUCACACUCACCACGGAGUUUGUCAAGAGGAUGGGAGGGGAUCACGGAGGAGAUUGGACGUGGAGGAUCACUGCCAAACAGCAUAGCUCUGCCCCUCAAGCUCCAGUCAUCUCCUUGAUGAUUUACGCAGCAGCAGAUACACAGGGCUCACUGGAGGCUCACGUUGAGGAGAGAAACCGUCUCGCAUCCAUCACUGGUUUCUCAGAAGAACUUGGAAACUUCAAGAUCACCUUCCGAAAGCCAGUGACCGGGGAAUUGUCCAGUGCUAAAUAUGCCAGUUACAACUAUCUUCAGACUGUCUCUCCUGGCUUGGAGAAGCUGACUGACAUUGUGAAGCACAGUCUGAACCGCAGGUUUGUCUACAGCUCUCCCUCUGGCGAGAAGAGGCAUUAUAUAGCUGUAGACACCUACAAGCCCCCCCCCCACCAAAACCAUCAGAAACCCGCUGACACAAGGAAAGACAGCGACUUUGUGGUUCACCAGGUGACCGUCCAGACGCCAUUCCAGAUUGAAGUUCUGUUUGAGUCUGGGAGCUUCCACAACCGUCCCAACCAACUCGUGGGCCCCGUCAUGACUCAGGAGCUGGAGAAGAGGAAAACGGAGUUUGAUGCAAAGUUUGAGAAGAAUUUUGGGCUUGAGAGCAAAGGUUUUAGCCAAGCACAUAUUAAGUUUGGCAAGGCAGCGCUCAGCAACAUGUUGGGUGGAAUGGGUUACUUCUAUGGCCAGUCAGUGGUACAGUCAGUGUAUAAUGAAUACCCGCUCCUGUACCCUGAAGGUGCUUUAUUCACAGCCGUACCGUCACGCUCUUUCUUUCCCAGAGGAUUCCUUUGGGAUGAAGGCUUUCACCAGCUGCUGCUGAGCAAGUGGGAUCCCCAUGUGACAAGGGAGGCGAUUGCCCACUGGGUAGACCUGAUCAAUAUGGAGGGCUGGAUCCCCCGUGAGCAGAUCCUGGGAGACGAGGCUCGCAGUAAAGUCCCAGCUGAGUUUGUAGUUCAGCAUAAUGAGAAUGCCAACCCACCUACCCUUUUCUUAGCUCUUCAGGAACUUAUUGAACAGCUCUCUUCAAAUCCAGAGAAAGUGGCCUAUCAACUGACCUUGCCUUUUCUCCGACGGCUCUUCCCCAGACUGAAAACCUGGUUUGAAUGGUACAACACCACACAGACAGGGCCCCUAGCAAACUCUUACCGCUGGCGCGGACGUGACAAGGACACUAAUCUUUUCCUUAAUCCCAAGACCUUGACUUCUGGGCUAGAUGACUACCCUCGGGCCUCACACCCAUCAGCAGAUGAGCGCCAUGUGGAUUUACACUGCUGGAUGGCCUUGGCCUCAGGCAUUAUGGCAAGUAUAGCCCGGCUUCUAGGUGAGCCCCAUCAGGACUAUGAACUCUCCCACCAAGUGCUCACAGACAACAACCUGCUGAAUGAGCUCCACUGGUCAGAACAACUUCAUGCUUUCAGUGACUUUGGCAACCACACCCAGGCUGUGUCCCUGCAGCAGGAGAAGGUGUACGUGCCCCCCGGACAACCUCGUCACCAGUUCCCUGUGGCUCGCCUUGUGCGCUCAGUCCGCCGGGCCCCCAAGCUGCAGUAUGUUAAUGCUUUGGGUUAUGUUAGCUUGUUCCCUUUCUUACUUCACAUUCUCACACCGGACUCUCCCAAACUAGAACAUAUCUUCCGUGACAUGAGAGACUCCAAUAAGCUGUGGACACCGUACGGCCUGCGUUCACUCUCUAAGGCUGAUCCGCUGUAUAUGAAGCGAAACACAGAACACGAUGCACCCUACUGGAGGGGACCGAUAUGGAUUAACAUCAACUACUUGGCAGUCAGAGCCCUCCACCACUAUAGCAACACAGAAGGACCAUACCAAGAGAAGGCAGCUGCUCUUUAUGAGGAACUCAGGACUAACAUCAUCAAUAAUGUUUAUAGACAGUAUGUUGAAACAGGGUAUAUCUGGGAACAGUACAAUGACAGCACUGGCAGGGGCCAAGGAAGCCACCCCUUCACUGGCUGGUCAUCCCUGACAGUAUUAAUGAUGGCUGAACAGUACUGAUACUGUAGAUUUCAUCUCAUCUUUUCUAAGAUAAUGGCUUUCAUUUAUCUGGAUGUGGUUGAGACAACUACAUGAUCAGGUGUUAAGAUAAAAUAAUAUGUCUUGUCUGGUCGAUGAAACUCUACUAGCCACUGAAAAACUGUAAUUGCAAGAUCCUUCUGAAAAAUAGGUAUUUAUGAUCACAUUUCACCUUUAAUUAAAAUAACAGGUUUCACACAGUUGCUCUCUGAAGGGUACCUUCAAGUGUAAGUGCAGCUAACCUGCUGUAUGGGGAGCCAAGCACUGUCUAGUGCUUCAGUUAUGUGUACUUAAGAUGCAUUUAGGAAACACUUAAUGAACUCAGCCCUCACAACUACAGACACGCACAACUUCAUUGCUUU
Micropterus salmoides (largemouth bass) is the source of this 3018-nucleotide messenger RNA. RefSeq names its product mannosyl-oligosaccharide glucosidase (gene mogs). NCBI's taxonomy places the organism in Eukaryota, Metazoa, Chordata, Actinopteri, Centrarchiformes, Centrarchidae. Bases 101 to 2638 code for a protein of 845 amino acids. Gene Ontology annotation, molecular function: Glc3Man9GlcNAc2 oligosaccharide glucosidase activity. Gene Ontology annotation, biological process: protein N-linked glycosylation; oligosaccharide metabolic process. The record is from RefSeq and is a predicted model, not a curated record. Gene Ontology annotation, cellular component: endoplasmic reticulum membrane. The transcript has 5 exons.